This is a messenger RNA of Cicer arietinum (chickpea), 1786 nucleotides long. RefSeq names its product lipid droplet phospholipase 1. Gene Ontology annotation, biological process: lipid metabolic process. The record is from RefSeq and is a predicted model, not a curated record. Lineage: Eukaryota; Viridiplantae; Streptophyta; Magnoliopsida; Fabales; Fabaceae.
AAUUAUGAAUAUAAAAAAACACAAAACAGAAGAGAAAGAAAUAAUGGUGGGGGUGUAAAAAGUAGAAAGAAGAGUCAAGAGUCAAUGAGUUGAAAUCUGAAAGUCCUUACAAGGCUGCUGCUAGCUUUGGUAUGCAGACCAUGGUCUCCUUGAAUUUCAAUGCCAUCUGUUAAUAAUAACUACUUAAACUGUUUUCAAUUUCAUACCCCCAAAUAAAAAAACAACCCAAAUCGUUUCUCACUGAUUAGUUUUCCAAAACCUCAUGGCUUCCGUUGAAUCAGAACCUAGCAAGGUUCAAGAAAGUGUUGAAGAAGGGACCAAUGAGGUUGUUGAGCUCAACAAUAAAACCAAAAAUACUACCAAGAAGAUGAAGAAGAAUAAUAAGAAGAAGAAGUUGUCUUUACCCAAAUUUGGUUGUUUCAGAAUUGAACAUGAUGCAACAGGUGAAGGUUUUGAUAUAGAGGUUGUUGAUGCUUCCGGUCACCACCGUCCUAACCCUACUCAUUUGAUCAUAAUGGUUAAUGGUCUCAUUGGCAGCGCUCACAAUUGGAAAUACGCUGCAAAGCAGUUUCUGAAAAGGUACCCUUAUGAUGCUAUUGUACAUUGCAGUAAAUGCAAUUCUUCAAUGUUGACAUUUGACGGCGUUGAUGUCAUGGGAGAUAGAUUAGCAGAGGAGGUUAUAUCAGUUAUAAAACGCCAUCCAAGUGUUCAGAAAAUUUCAUUUAUAGGUCAUUCUUUAGGUGGCCUGAUAGCAAGGUAUGCAAUAGCCAAGCUUUAUGAGAGAGAUGUUUCUAAGGAACUAUCUCAAGGGAAUGGACAUUGUGAGAGUCAGAUUUCAAUUCAAGAAUGCCGUGAUAGAAAAUAUGAAGGAAAAAUUGCAGGACUGGAACCUAUAAAUUUUAUUACAUCUGCUACACCACACCUUGGUUGUCGAGGGCAUAAGCAGGUUCCUUUGUUCUGUGGAUUUCGCUCUUUGGAGAAAACAGCAACCCGUCUCUCAUGGUUUCUUCGUAAAACGGGAAAGCACCUAUUUUUAACCGAUGGUAAGAAUGGGAAACCUCCUCUUCUUCUCCAGAUGGUUCGUGACUCCGAAGAUAUAAAAUUCAUGUCUGCUUUGCGGUCUUUCAAACGCCGUGUUGCCUAUGCAAAUGUUCGUUAUGACCAGCUGGUUGGAUGGAGCACAUCAUCUAUAAGGCGUAGAAACGAGCUUCCAAAGCGGCAACAUCUUCAAAGAAACAAGAAUUAUCCACAUAUUGUAAAUGUAGAGACAGCAAAACCUACUUCUGUUAGUUCUGUGGCAGACCAAGUUCCAAGUGAAUCUAAAGUUAGUAGUGGAUUGGGUAAAAUUGACUUGGAAGAGGAAAUGAUCAGAGGCCUAACAACUGUGAGUUGGGAUCGAAUCGAUGUCAGCUUCAGUGGGAGUAAGCAGAAAUAUCUCGCACAUAACGCAAUUCAGGUGCAAACAUACCGCAUCAAUUCGGACGGAGCAGAUGUGGUCCAACACAUGAUUGACGAUUUUCGAUUAUAGAAUUUUUAAAUAUUGCCCCUUCUAGUCUUAGCAUAUAGGGUAAUAAUAACAUUCUUUUUUAAUUGUUUCCACUGAUUAACUGUGAGAAAUUUGAAAUUUAGGUACAAUUUCCUUUAUUGUAAAAAAGAAAAUGUCACUGGAAGUUGAAAAUAUAUGUAUGACUGUCAGUCUGCCACAAAGAGGGGUGGGGGUGUCUGUGCUUUUAUACUGCCUAUAACUUAAUUAUUGCCUCUCGAUCUUUUUCUCGUUUUUCUGAAA